AAAUUUUGAAGCUCCUGAAACAUGGCGCUCUCCCUUUCUUUCUCAAAACUUCAAAGUCUUCAACUUCCUCUACAAAUCCCCAUCUCCCCCCUCGCUUUCUCACACCUUCAUCUCUCUCUCUCUCUCCAAGCCACAGCGAGUAAAGUCCAAAGCUCGGCACUCUCGGAGCAAUGGUCUCUACCACUGUGGCGGAGCAAGUGAACUGCAGUCGGAUCACCACUCGCGCAGCUGCCAAGAGGAGGGCGAUGGCACCCUUGACGGAGGACAACCAUUUGACUAAUAAGAAGCGCCCGGUGCUCGGAGACGUUACGAAUGUGGUUAGCGUCGGCGUUUCAGGGAACUCUAAACGGGUUGAGCUGCAGAAACCGAGUUGCUUGACCGAGAAGGAAAAAAGGGCCGAGGCGGCGCGUGAGUUGGAGGACCCUCAGCUUUGUGGGCCGUACGCCUCCGACAUUUAUGCCUACCUCCGCCGUAUGGAGGCGGAGCCGAGAAGAAGACCGAUGCCUGAUUACAUGGAGAAGGUUCAGAAGGAUGCAAAUGCUAACAUGAGAGCGGUGCUUGUGGAUUGGUUGGUGGAGGUUUCAGAGGAAUACAAGCUCCUCCCAGAGACUCUUUAUCUCUCCAUUUCUCACAUUGAUCGAUUUCUCUCAAUGAAUGUCGUCCACAAGCAGAAGCUUCAGCUCCUCGGAGUUUCUUCAAUCUUCAUUGCCUCGAAAUAUGAAGAGAUUGAUCCUCCUAAUGUGGAUGAGCUCUGUGACAUAACUGAAAAUACAUACAAAAAAGAAGAGGUGAUCAAGAUGGAGGCUGAUAUACUCAAAUCCCUAAAAUUUGAAAUGGGCAAUCCGACUACUCGGACCUUUUUAAGAAAAUUCACUGAUGUUGCUCAAGAUAGUUACAAAACUCCCAUUGUGCAGUUAGAAUUCUUGGUUGCCUACCUUGCCGAGCUGAGUUUGUUGGAUUACAAGCUUGUCAAAUUCCUGCCUUCUUUGGUAGCUGCAUCAGCUGUUUUUCUGGCAAGAUUUAUGACUCAAACAAAAACACAUCCUUGGUGUCCAGAGCUGCAACAGUAUACCGGAUAUAAGGCAGCUGAUUUGAAAGAAUGUGUUGUUGCCAUACAUGACAUGUGCUUGGGAAGAAGAGCAAGAAAUUUGAAUGUUAUUCAAGAGAAAUACAAACAACCUAAGUUCAAACAAGUGGCACAUAUUCCUUGCCCUCAAGAAAUACCAGUUCAUUUCUUUCAAGAUCUGAAAGCAUGAAAGAGUGAUCUUUUUGGCAAGGUCUUAUCCAAUGUGAUAGGAACUGGCUUGAAGUUGUAUUUGGCGAGCUCAAUGAAAGGCUGGUAAUGUGGCCAAUUGCCAUUUUUUGAGGAGAUGGCAUGAGCUUCAAUCUGCUUUCAAGCCAUCUUGAUCAGUUGCACUUGAGUAAACUUCUCCAUGGUAGACUUUGGACAAGCUGGUUCUGUACGCAUCAUUUGUAGAAUCAACACUGAAAGAACUGUGAUGCAGGGUUGUGGUCUAGCACUGAACCAAGGGGCCAUUCCAUCCCAAAUGUGUUGCAAUGAUGUGUUAUGAAGGUUAAGGAAAAACAUUAUUUGCAAUGUGGUGGAGAUAUAGAUUCGUCUAUAAUCCUCAACACUUAUGUAUAGAGAGAUAUACAUUUCAAAAUAUAGAGUGGAGUACAUUAUUCUAGUUAAUUUGACAAUGCUCAAAAUAGACCA
Malus domestica (apple) is the source of this 1717-nucleotide messenger RNA. RefSeq names its product cyclin-A3-2-like. Gene Ontology annotation, cellular component: cyclin-dependent protein kinase holoenzyme complex; cytoplasm; nucleus. Gene Ontology annotation, molecular function: cyclin-dependent protein serine/threonine kinase regulator activity. The record is from RefSeq and is a predicted model, not a curated record. Lineage: Eukaryota; Viridiplantae; Streptophyta; Magnoliopsida; Rosales; Rosaceae. Gene Ontology annotation, biological process: mitotic cell cycle phase transition; regulation of cyclin-dependent protein serine/threonine kinase activity.